UGAGUGGCACCUCCAAAGACCAAUCAGAUUGCCGGUAGCUAAAGUUCUUUAAAAGGUCUGCUAAUCGGUAUGCGGUGAGGGAGGGGGAGUGACACUGGGCGUUAGCGCGAUGUUAGGUUGACAUCUGGUUACCAACAGAAGGUUACGAGUUAAAAAAUUGGAUUAUUCGAUCAUCUGACUAGCCUCACGUAAAGGCGAGAGAUACUGGACGGUGUGAGGGGUAAACGAAACGGAUUUCUUAUCAAACCGAGGCCACUCACUCACCUUGACGGCUCCGUGUUUUAGAGGGAGACACCUUCUCGCGCAUAGGUCGUUGAACUCGCGAUGCUCGAUAGAUAGCUGCAGCAUGUUGCUGCCGAGUUAAAGAAAUCCCAAGUUACAGCUAGAGGGUAGCCGUCUCUCGACAGUGGGCUACAUCCCCACGCUAUUGGAAUUGUUUGCGGGAAAUUGGAUAGUCUGCACGCUGGCCCUAGUCCUCCUCUGUCGAUGGUUUGGUUUACGCUUCUGUAACUGUGUCAGAUCGUUGUAAACCCUUUCGCUUGAACCAGUAUCUGGCAAAAUUACGGGACUUAUUUACAUUGAGCAUUGGCGCGGUACCCAAGGCUACUUCACUUCGGGGGGAAAAUGGACCUUAUAAUGCGCAGAAUUAUUGCAUGAUCGCCUUCGCAACAGCAUUUUGCCACGGAUUAAGUGCAUUUCGAAAUUGAUUGUACGUCAAACUUUUGCUUUUUGCCAAAAUCAAUGCAGUAGCCUAACACACCGGAUCCUACUGAAUGUUUCUGGUGGACUCCCUUGAAGAAGACAGCAUCAGACUUUUGUCUGUGCUGCACGUGCAGUGUUAUUGUUGGAUUUAGCUCAGAUUUGUUUUUCUCGUUUAUCACAAAGGAAAUGUAGGAAUAGCCUACUCCUACAUAGAAGAAAUGUAAUCAGUUCUGUGAGAUGACGGGUGUAGGCUAUAUUCUGAGUAGUGUAUUGUGUGAAGGCUUAAAUGGCAAUAUUGUAAUAGCCUAACCCAUGUACACUUGACUAUAAUUUGUUUGGAUUGAAGCUUACUCCUGGUAGGCUAUUGCCAUAUCUGAGUCUAAAUGUUUGAAAAACAGAAUAAUUGAGUCUUGCAGUGUUUUUUUUCCUGCAUUUUAGUUUAACCAUAGCCCUGGUGUAAAUGGAUGCUAUGCGAUAGGUCAUAUUAAAUUUUUAAAGUUUCAUGGUUAAAGUUUCAUGGAGUGAUGCUCGUGGUCUCUAAAGGGGCUAUUUAUGACCCCGCCAUCUCAAUGGGGAGUCAAGUGGAUCACCAACUUCCUUGGAUGGUGGAAAGUUUGUAGCGAGCAGUUUUUCAAGCAUCCUUUCAAUCCGAAGGUAGGAAGGUGCCUACAGAUAGGUUUCUCCCCUCCUCGUACGGAGUAAACAGGCACUGACAAGAGGAAGCACAUUAAAAAAAGGAACCGGGCAAAAAUGGCUGGCGAUUGUACCUAUAAUACGCACUAUGCUAAUGAUGACACUUUUGGCACCAUCAAACAGUCAGCGGAUGGACAACAAGAGCUCGUGAGAGAUGUCAAUGGCGUCCGCACUGCACAGGGCAGCGUCAGUUCGCCGCCGUCACCGUACUUCGAAGAGAUCGGCGGUUCUCUGUACCGCAAAAAGUUGGAGAGGGGUUUUGUUCAGUACCGAGAGGUACUGGCCGAAGAGAAGCGACUGAACGCCAUCGCUACUUUCCAUCAGAAGCGACCGGGGAGGAGACACCACACCCUUGAGGACACAUACAGAUUCGUGGCAGAGCACUACUGGUGGGAAGGAAUGUACCUUCAGGUGAGGGAGUAUGUCCUUGGGUGUGAGGAGUGCAAACUCAGGAAGGCCGACAGACAAGAGGGCCGCUGUGUGUCCAGGAUGGUGAUGUCACACAGCCAGGAAGUGCUGAGCAAGCUGAAGGCGCAACAGGAGGCAGGACUCUUCUGUGACAUCACGCUGAAGACGGGCGGUGGCCACGCGUUCUCUGCCCACAAAGCUGUUCUGGCUGCCGUCAGCGAAUACUUCCAGGAAGUUUUUACUGAAAUGGACUCUGCUGCUGUUCCACAAUCAUACAUUGAUCUUACAGGAUUCAGUGAGGAGAGCUUCAUGCCCUUGCUGGAGUUUUCCUACACCUCCACGCUGACUCUGAAGCUUGAGAACCUGCCUGAGGUGUCCACCAUGGCCAGACACCUCCGCAUGUGGCCAGCUCUGGAGGCCUGCAAAGCCAUCCAGAGGGAGAAUGGAUCCCCAGGGGCAGUGCACCGCGCUGGGCUUCCUCUUUCUCUGGCCCCUGGGUGUCCUCCUCUGGAGCUGCCUAACAGCCGACGGACCUUCCCUUCAUUUGCACAACGAGCGGAUGCGUUUCAGUGGAAGAGAAAGAGGGAGCUGAGCAGCGAGGAGAAUGAUGGUGACGACCACCACCACCACCACCACCACCAUCAUCAUGCAGGACCAUUGCGGAACUGUGCUGCUCAGUGCAGGGAACACAAUGCCGACGGCAACUUUAAGCUCACCCUGGAUGAUUCCGACGAGUCCGAAGGGGAGUGCUCCAGGUGGCCAGGCCUGUCCCAGCCUCAGCACAGACUUCAGUCCAGCCACCCUCAGCCCGAGGAGAACGGCUUCCCCUGCAGUCCCACCCGCAGGCUGAAGCUGAUGGACUUCAAAUCUCCGUCCAGCAAGAGGAAACUGUCCACGUGCAGCCUCUCCCCCACGCCUGGUUCCGCUUCCUCUUCAUUUGCAGCCAAACGCACUUCUCCUCCUCAGCCCAGGGCCGUGCGCGGACAGCCUGCCCGCCUUCUCCGCUCUACCCCAGGGGCUGCACUUGCACUGCGAAGGCUCCUGCCCAAGCUGGACAUCUCCUUCAAAGGCAAAAGGAGACGCUUGGGCUCCUCCUUUUGCUCCAGCUCCACUGCCACUGCUUCCUCCAAGGGUUUGAGUCACAGGCACAGCAGUCCUCCUGAGAUUCAGGCGGCUGAGGUAGAUCAGAGCCAAGUGACCGGGCUGGUCACCCCAACAAAGGUGAAGCAAGAACCGGUGGAGGAAGAGGUCCAGGGUGCCCGCGUGCAGGAAGAGGUGCUGAGCCCGCGGACUCAAGAGAAGUACCGUCUCCUCAGCGUCCUGGGCCUGCAGAGGAAAUCCCUGCUGCCCGGUCCAGAUGCCCUCACUGGCUGGAAGCAGAAGAACCGCCUGAGGAAACCUAAGGUCAACAAUUACUCGCUCACUGCCCGGCGGAAACCGAAAGCCCAAGGCAGCGAUUUGGCACCAGGGGCGAUGGCGGGUGGCAUUGGGUCCAGCAUCGGCGUCCUAGCCGAGAUCAACCCAACGUUCUCGCUCUGCGACAUGACCAGGGUGGAGCUUCUGCGGAGGGUGAUCAAGGCCGAACCCCCAGAGCUCAUCAGGCCUGAGAACAUGAAGCUGAAGAAGAAGGUGGCCGUCCACGACAACAAGCCCCUGUUGUCCACUGUGAAGAACACCCGCAGCAAGGUGACACUCCCACCGCUUCUGCCCACUCCCUGCAAGCGUCCGGAGGACCGCGUGCCACAGGAGUACAGGCGUUCGAGAGAGAUGCCGCGUGCCCAGGCCAAGUCGGCCAAAUGGCCACCUGGAGCCCCAAAGAAGCCCGCUGUCAAGGUCAAACAGGAGCCUGUGGACUGCCCAGUCUUUGCUCACACAGUCCACGUCCCGCAUCGCAAUUCCAGCCACGUGAGGCAACGAGUGUCUCUCACACCUCCCCCCAGAGCCAAAAAGUCUGCCCUGAGUGACGGUGUUGUGCACACGCGGUCGUCAGGCAUGACUGGACGCACGCAGAGGUAUAACAGCAGGUGUCUAGCAGUGCAACAGAGCCGGCAGAAGUGUAGCACCGGCCCCUCGGACAAGUCUGGUUUGCAGAGGGGUAAGGUGAAACGACGGCUGAGGGAGAUGGGAAAGGGAGAGGAGAGCCAAGAAUGGGGCCAACACCACAGUCUCCACCAGCACCCUCAAUACAAAGCCAUCAAGGAAGAGCCAGCGGACCCCCUUCCGCUGUCAGUCCCGCUACCCGAUCAGGAGACGCCGGAGCUGGGCAAGCGGCAGAGCAAGCUGCCAGUGAAGCUGCUGGAUCCCGGCUUCCUGAUCAGCUUCUGCAGGCCAGCGGCCGGCAUCAAGAGGGAGGAGGAGAGCGUGGACAUCUGCCUGACCCGCUCCGUUGCCCACGGCACCGUGCCCCCCGGCAGCCCGGCCCACGGGAGCGUCCUGAGCGCCGGGCGGCUCCGCAGGAGGGACGUGGCCGACAGGAGAGGAGUGGAGAUGAGGCCGAGGCUGCGGCGGGAAAGGCAGGCGACGCAAGCGGUGGCGGUGUUUCAGCGCAACACCAAAGCGCUCCGGCGCAAGGUCAAGAAGGAGCCGGCGGAGAGGAGCGCGAGUCAGAGGGUCACCCAAGGUCACUCUCGCCCACCUGCAACCAAGAAGAGGUCAGACACGAAGAGAGAACCCACAAAGAAUCUGGCCAAGCUUCUGCCGCUGCACAGCCGGCGUUCCAUCCUGCUGGAGUCCAUCCGGCGGGCGCGACUCAAGCAGCUGCGCGGUCCUAGUGCCCAGGCCCCACGCGGGUCCCACGCCUGCCAGCAGUGCCGCGCCUCCUACAGAGACUGCGAUGCGCUCAUCAUGCACCGUAUCCGCCACAUCGAGGGCAAGCACUGGCCCUGUCCGCUGUGCAGCAAGACCUUCUUCAGCCAAAAGAAUGUCAAGAAUCAUAUCCGGAAUCAUGACCCCAAGUUGUACAGAUGUCGUCAGUGUAUGGUGGCCAUGUCCUAAGGAGGGACAUCAGCAGUAACAUGAAUCCUGAUGAAGAUAUCUUGCACGUAUCUGGAGAGCAGGAGCAGAGGGUUUCUAGUUCUAACUUUGAAAGAGCAAGCGGCUCUUACUACUUAAUAUUGUGAAGGUGGAAGGAGUGAGAGUGCUCUAUUUUGCUUUAAAUACGAUGGCUGUGAAGACAAAGAAUUGGUCACGUAUGAGAAUAUGCUGAAAUGAUAGAUGUAAUUAUUGCUAUUAUUACUGUAAUGAUUAAUAUUAAUAUUGUGGCUCCAUCCAUCCUUAUUAUUGUUAUUUAAAUGACCAAAAUGAUGUUGUAUUUUUAUGGCUACAGGGGUGUAACCUGAAACCAGUGGUAAUGCACUCAGGGUGGGGUGGAUUCUGGUUGUUAUGGUUACAUAUGUAUAUUGUGAAAUGUUCAGAAGGUUUGAAAUAAUGAUAACUACUAUUGUAAUUAGGGUCUACCGUUCUUAAUGUUAUUAUGCUGAUUUUUUAAAAUAUAAAUAUAGUUAUUUUGAGUGCACUUAAACUGGUAGCUUUGUUUUAAACCUAAGAGGCCCUUGUUGGAUAAAGAUGUGGACUGGGAUAUACUUGAAAGGUGGACAGUGUUUGUUGUGUUUAAUAUGGACUGCUAUUGCUGUCAUUCUUGUUGGAUGGACAGACUUUAAUAGAUGCAGGGAGGGGGAAGGUGUCUCUUUAACAGGUGGAGAGUGUAAAGAUUGUUCCUAAGGUUUUAAUAAAGAUUAUUGCAAGCCAUGAGUGUAUAGAGAAAUAUUCUACUGAUGGUGGGUGGGCUUUUGCCCACUCGUUUAGGAGUUGUCGUGUAUCAGUUGAAUUGGUUGUUGACUGUAGCCCAAGAGCUUGGAACCCAGACCUUUAGAAUUGAUUGGAAACAGAAACGGAUGAUUUUAGGUGCAGUUGUCCUCCUUUGAAUGUCCCUAGUGAAUUGUGAAGGUUGUUAUUCCUGCUUGUGUUUUGGAUGAACUGGUCAGAGCUAAUAUCCAACGGCAGGCUCUUCAUAAUUAACCUUGUGUCUACUGCCUAUACUUUUGCAUAAGGGAAUACUGCCAUAUUGAUAAUGGUUGAUUUUUGACAAUGUAAUUGACACAAUAUACUACUUCUUUGUUCUUAUAAAUCUCAAAGGUUAUUUGCCACCUUUUUGUAUUUAAAAAAAAAAUCCCCUUACAUUUGCUUUGAUGAGCUUAUGGAGAGAAACAUGUAAAAUGUAUAGAAUGUUGUUUUUGUCUAACAGUCUAGCUGGGGUUCAGCAACUGCAACAAGACUGAAAUUGAAUAAAUUUCGCAUUUUCCACUUGGGAGUGUC
Messenger RNA from Alosa sapidissima (American shad), 6117 nucleotides. RefSeq lists its product as uncharacterized. The coding region runs from base 1453 to 4797 and encodes 1114 amino acids. Gene Ontology annotation, biological process: regulation of transcription by RNA polymerase II. The transcript is spliced from 7 exons. The record is from RefSeq and is a predicted model, not a curated record. Gene Ontology annotation, molecular function: protein binding; RNA polymerase II cis-regulatory region sequence-specific DNA binding; DNA-binding transcription factor activity, RNA polymerase II-specific. NCBI's taxonomy places the organism in Eukaryota, Metazoa, Chordata, Actinopteri, Clupeiformes, Clupeidae.